Molecule: messenger RNA, 3280 nt
Organism: Pocillopora verrucosa
Lineage: Eukaryota; Metazoa; Cnidaria; Anthozoa; Scleractinia; Pocilloporidae
Source: RefSeq, a predicted model, not a curated record
GGAAUCACUGGAUGCACGUUCUAGUAAGAAUUUGGGUCAGCAUGGGUGUAUUCACGUUCCACCACACAAUGUGGGCAUGUAUUUUGCACUGUUUCGUGGUUACACUGGGUAGCACAAUUUCCGCUACAACAGCUACGGCCUCUGGAUUAUCUCUGAGAGAUUUUGACAAGGUGGAUAAAUUUGUCCCGGAAUCGAUAUCAGGAAAACAAAGGAUGACAAUACCGCAUUUUUUACAAAAGUUUAACGGAGAUUAUUCACUGAGUUCUGCUUUGAGAUUGCCGUUAAAGCACAGGAUAAUUUCACAGAAGUCAAACGCUUCGAAAACACAGUUGCAUCAUCCUUCAGGUAAGAAUUCAUUGCCUUUCUACAAGGUGAAGCAAGAAGUUAACGGCAGGUUACAAAAUGGGUAUGACAAUAAGCAAAUGCAAGACCUUGGACACCAAAGAGGGAGGAAUGGCAAUAAUAAUACCAGUAACACCCACAAAGCACUUGAAAUGGUAGGACCACCUCUUACCCUCAAUGCUCAAUUGAAAGGGCGCAAUACACCUCACAAUGGUAGGAUGGGGGAGUUGUUUCACUCAUCAAAAGGUCCUGUUAUACCAACCGCAAGGGUUGUGGGAAGAAAACCAAAGAAAGACAGUCCUCUCACGAAUUACAGCAACAAAAGAUUGCCUCUCACAAAGCAAUUGAAGGACGCAUCAGCUCUAAGAGAGAAGACACCUUUAGACGAAGAAAUAAUCGUGAUGGGAGCGCCAUUAAUAUUCUCUAGAGGAAAUAAAAAUGUUCUCACCAUCUCAAAACAUACGGAAGGAAAUGCAAGUAACAUUUUUCGGAAUAGAACUACUUCCUUUCAUCAGAAAGCUUAUACCCCUCAGAAAAUUCAAAGAGUGAAUAAGACAAAAACUUCUCUGAAUCAGUUGGCUUUGCAUACCAAUACGACACUUAGAAAUGACAAGGAGAGUAGUUUAGCAAUGAGUCCUAAAAACAUCCAAAAUCACACCCCUUCUGCAGGGAGUUUCCACAAACAAGAAAAUAAUAAAAUGGAAAAUCUCUUGAGACACAACCGAAAUAAAACUUCAAAUCAAAGCGGAAGUCAUAAAGAAACAUUUGGAAAUAGAACAGUAGCAAUCGCAGGUAAUUUUCUUCCUAAUAACGUAAGUUUAAAGCAUCUUGACUCGGCUUACUUUGACAAACAAACAUUUUCUAAAAGUGGGAAUCAACUCCAGAGCAUAGAACAGAAACAAACAGACUUUAACUAUGAGACUGAACAGGGCUCUAAUGCUAUUAUUAAAGAAGAAAGCCUUGGUAAUAAUGCUUCUGGUCACCAAGAAUACAACGCAAAAGAAAAUCACGGCAGUGAAGAAACCGACUCCAUAUCCACAGAUAAGGUUGAUUACGGACAAGAAAACCUUCCACCUUUUCCUGAAGAAAAUCCUGAAGAAAAAGACGUCGAAGAUUUGCAAAUUGCCAACGAUGAUAGUAGUAACGUAAGCAACGACCGUGAGGAAGGAGAAGCGGAUGGUCAGUUUCAAGGUAAAGCGAUAACCCCAGCUUCAAACCAGAGGUACAUGCCAGUUGAUGACUUUGGAUCACCUUUUUAUGGAAACGAGACAGACGAGUACUUUCAGCGAGACGCCCUUGCCGCUCACAACAGGUAUCGAGCCUUACACAAUGCUCCUCCUCUGCAACUAAGCCAAGAGCUGUCCGCGGAGGCUGAAAAGUUUGCCAAAAAACUAGCUAGAAUGGGUGUUGCGCACCAUGAACUAAACCGUAACCUUCGGAAGGAGGGUGAAGGUGAUAAUGUGGCAAGAGGAUGCAGCGAGUGGGGAGGAUUGACAUCUGCUGGAGCUGUCCAUAGAUGGUAUAGCCAAGUCUGUUAUUUUAACUGGAGCAAGAGCGCCAUUCAACCCGAAGCCAAGAAUUUCAUGCAGUUAAUAUGGAAAGGAACCAGUCACAUGGGAAUAGGAAGAGCAUUUGGCAAACGCCGUAGCCUACCCUGCACUUUCAUCGUAGCACGCUACAGACCUGGUGUGAUGAAUGCAUUCGAAAUGGACAGUAAUGUAGAUAAGGGUUCAUUCCUGUCUUCAUAUUGUAAUGCGGAUAAGGACGAAGGCUUAAUGUCAACAGGAUAUCCAAGUACAUUUUUCCAGGAGGGAGCUGCUAAACAAGAUAACCAACCAUUUCCUGAAGCUCAAUCUCUUGGUAGUUUCCAAUACACCGCAGAUCCUCCAAGUAGCGUAUCGUUCGUCCCUCUGGGUCCAUGGGAAAAAACUAUGGAUACACAAGAUGUGCGAGACUUAUCGCGGGUACAAGCCAACACCAAGACACUUUACAGUUUGUCACCUCGUGUAAAUUUACCAGAAGCUACCCUUGAUGACGAUAUGGACAAUGAGGAUGAUGUCUCGAUCACGGGAGAUGAUGAUGACUGGAGGAGGACAUAUAAGUCACCCACGGAUAAUGAUGACAUAGUCAUUGAUGCAAAGAAGUCUACAAUAAAGAAGACAGAAAAAACCUCUCGAAGAAAGGAAUGAACAUUAAAGGCAAAGACAGUUUAAUAUACACUUAAUGUAUGGUCCCAAGGGAAACAGUUUUUGUUUCGAGGGAAAACAAAACUAACUAGUUUCCCGCGGGACCAUACAUUAAGUGCUUUGUUAUAUAUUUAGACUUUCCCUCAAACAAUCAUAUGGAAAAAACAAACAAACAAAAACCGCACAACUUCUUUACUAACAAUCGUCAAUCCUGCUGAAUGAAUAAGUCUUAACUUAACUUCAAAUGUUUCGAAGUAUAUGGAAAAGUAAAACAUGCUUUUUAUAACCUCAAUAAGGAAUACAAAAUCAUUUGGAAUUGUAACAAUUGAAGGUAACAUUUGCUCCAGAAUAAACUUUAAUAUUAUUUUAUUCGGCGCGCGGGCAACAACUGCGCAAUUGUAUCCCGGUCGGGAUCCAUUUGAAUUUGAUCAGUAGCACGUGACCAAGAAUCAACCAAUCACCGUGCUCGUUUUGUUGGGGAAAGUCUAGGUAUAUAACAACAACAAUUAUGACCGUACUGGAGCCCUUAUGAUCACGUGGUUAGCUAGGCGUCAAAACAUUCUAAAUGUUCACAAGUGAUCUCUUAAAUCAUCACUAAGAUUUUAUUCUUUUGCCAGGCAUAAUAUUCAAGGAGCAAACUUUCGUCAUGGGCCAAAUUUGAUUCCAAACCUAUACGACAGAAACUUUCAACUCCCUCAAAGGAAUCCUAUCAAAACCUUUAUAUUACUUACCUCUGAGGUUAUAGCGGCAGG